Messenger RNA from Cinara cedri, 9432 nucleotides. The record is from the annotation of a GenBank genome assembly. NCBI's taxonomy places the organism in Eukaryota, Metazoa, Arthropoda, Insecta, Hemiptera, Aphididae.
AUGGUGUUUAGACGAUUUUGGAUUCUGAUGUUCAUUAUGGCCGUGUUCGGCUCCGGUUUCUGCGUCCUGGAAGUGUGGAAAGCUUACGAGUCUAGUUUCACUAAAACCAUAAUUUUGUCUACGUCAUUCCCGUAUGCCCACACGCCGUUUCCGUCCGUGACCGUAUGCGAAGCGAGCAGAGUACACAACACCAUAAUCAAAAGUCUGUAUGUCUAUAGUCAUAAAGCGUCGCUAUAAUAUUAUUAUUAUAAUCGCCAUCAACAUUACUCCGUGUCAACAGGUUUCAAAACGCUUCUGGCCGGCCGGGUUCCUACGAAGAAGCUCUGUUCAACAUGAUGACACUUUUGGCCACCAUUCGUUUACCCCUGUUUGGCCGAUUUGGUCAAAUGAAAAAAUGGAAAGCGCAUUUCGAUGAACUCAACAAACUCAACAUCAGCGAUGUGCUUUUGCAGGUAUACGUCAUCAAAAUAAAUUAUCGUAUUGGGAUGUUGCCUAUUUAUCGAAUCUAUAGGUUACAAAAAAAAAAAAAAUCACCCAAAAGUAAUAAUAAUUAUAUUAAAACUUAAGGUUAGGUUAGAUUAGGCUAACCCAUGUUUCGAGAAAAUUUUAACCGCUUUGUGAAACGAUAUUGAGAUUAGGUAACCUUUGAGCCGUUUGAAUUUGAGCACUUCUAUAAAUGCACAUUAUUAAAUGUUAUUCACUAUAAUAAUAUAUUGUAUUCAUAUUUUUAUUGGAAAUGUGUUAUAGUCGUGUGUGUGGUAGAGGGGGGUGCGGGUCACUUCAUUAGUUAGUCUAGUCCUACGUAAAAAUUCAACCAAAUCGAUCUCGAAAUCCGAUACUAUAUUAAGUAUCGAAGAUAGAAAUAUUGCCCUUUUUUAAUUUAUUAAAAAUAAUGUUUUUUAUCGAUUUAACAUGGAUAUUUCAGAUUUUAAUAUAAUGGUUUAAGUUAUGCUAUUGUUUUUACCACCCUAUAUAUAUCUAUAUAUAUAUAUAUAAAAAAAUACAAUACAUACUUUCAAUUAAAUAUAUAAUUUUAGCGUUUUGUUUUCUCUCUUUCACGGUCCGAGUCAAACAAAUUUAAAACAGGUAUGUAAAUAAAAUGAAAAUAUACUUUAGUAAAAUGCUGGUAUAAUAUAGUGACAAUAUCAUUGGGAAUGCGUUUUGAUUGUUUGAUCUGUAAUUCGUAUUAUUAAAAAAUAAUUGUUUGAAUUUCCUUCACGCGUCAUUAAAAAAAUAAUAAUAAUAAAAAUCAUCAACAGUAGUGUAACAUUAUAACAAUUAAUUCUAAUACAAUAUUAGGAUUAUGAUGACUCAUUUAUAGCUAUGUAUUUAUAUUAAAGUACAUGCAGGUACAUCUCAAGCACACGAAUAACGUGUUUGCAUGAUAUCCAUGCGUAAACACAAUAAUAUCGCGUAUAUCGUUUGAAUCCUAAAAUGUGUUUUCAGGAAGUCGUAAAACAUAUUAUAAACACGUAUAUAUAAUAAUCAUAUAUUAAUGAUAAUAUUAUUAUUUGCAGGCGGUCCGUCCUUGCGACGACAUAUUCGACUCGCCGUGCUGGUGGCGCAAUCGUUUCUACAACUGUUGCGAACUGUUCGAACUCCAAAAAACCUGCUACGGGUAUUGUUACAGUUUCAAUUCGGACGUGUCCGAGUACAGUAGACAGUAUGUCGUCGUUAUUUGAAUUACCCAUAUCAUAUAUUAUUGUCGUUGACUAGAUUUUCAAAACGUAAUGUCAUAAAUAAUAUAGGCUGCCCCGUUUAUACAAUAUAUAUUAUACAGGCUGUCCCACGAAGAUAUACCCCUAGAAUAUUUCCAGAGAUAAUAAAGAUAAUCAAAUUCUGUUCCUUUUUUUAUGACUUACAGGGAAGAGAACUACAGAUAUUUAUAUUUGAGUUGAUUUUGUUUUUUUUAUUUAUUUAAAACAUUAAGAAAAUAACUUUUUAUUUUAUUAAUUUUGGGAAAUUUUAAGAUGGCCAUUCUAUAAAGAUUAUUUUUCUAAAUAUUUUAAUGUAUUACACAUUUAUAUCCGAUAAAUAGACUCUAAGUAACAGUCGUUUUAAAUUCUACUAACCCGUGUGAAAACCGAUGUUAUCGCUUAACACAGUUAGGCCUGUUCUCACUAACGUAAAUGUUAAUUUUUAAACAGAGUUUAUAAAGUAAUCGACCUAUCGUGGUCGGUUAUUAGCCAUAAAUUCAGUUUAAGAAUCAGAUAAACGCCUUUUUUUACGUUGGUGAGAACGACCCUUUCCGGAUUAUUCCAUAGAUAACAUCGGUUUUUACACAGAUUAGUAGAAUUUAAAAUGGCUCUUACUGAAAAAUUACUUAUCAGAUAUAAAUGUGUGAUACAUUAAAAUGUUCAGAAAAAUAAUCUUUACAGAAUCGCUAUCUCGAAAUUUCCCGAAAAUAAUAAAAUAAAAAGUUAUUUUCUUAAUAAAAAAAAAAAAAAAAAUUAACUAAAAUAUAAAUAUUUCCUCUUCCCUGUGAGUAGUACAAAAAAAAAUACACAGAAUUAUCUCCGGUGAUAUUCAAGGGUUAUAUCUUCGUGAGACAACCUGUAUAUAUUAUAUAUAUAACCCAGUGGUGUAACUAGAACUUCUAAUACUCAUGGCAAAAUAUUGUAAAAUGGCCAAUAAGAAAGAAAAAAAUAAAAGGCCCUCAUAUGUCCAAUAAUGAAUUGGGCCCUGAUUUGGGCCCUUGAAUGUCAUAAGCCCGUGGUUUAUUGCCCGUCAUAUCAUCCCCUAUCGCUACGCAACUGAUAAAAUCAUAAAUAGUUAAUUAUACCAAUCGAUCGAACAAAUCUCGAGCGAAACGUAUUUUUUCUGAGACUGAGACAAAAAUCAUCAAAUACCUACCUCAAAACAAAAUCGAACCGUUUCAAACGAAUUAAUAAUAAUAUCGUUAUCAUUGUCCGAAAUUGGGGGAACUGAGGGACAUUAACCUCACGAAAUUCGGCCGAGCCUCCCAAAGCAAGUUCUCAUCAAAUUAUUACACUAAAUACACGUUUAUUAUUUAGUCGAUAUUAUGAAUAAUUUAAGCAAAAAACUGCUUCGCUAAUCCAAAAAUGAAAUUGAACAAUCAGUAUCGUAUUAUUAUGUCCGUGAAACAAUUUUACAGUCAGGCGGUCAGUGGCGUAGCCAGCGGGCAUAAUUCUGGUAAGUCCAGACCUAACCAAUUUUUUCUAAAAGUAUAUGUUUAAGAAUACAAUAAAGUUAAAAUAAAAAAUUAUUAGUAGUCUUUUGCAUACAAACACAUCGGGCCAAUCCAACUAACAAAUUCUAGCUGUUUUCGCCAGUUAUCAAUGCUUACGGUUAUUUCUAAAACGUCUACAUAAAUUUCCCUACCAGUAUUACUUUAUUUGAAACAAUUUGUCUAAAUAUUUCUGACAAUUUUUCUAAAAAAAAAAUAAAGCUGACAACAAAUCGUCAAUACACCGAAAAAUCUAUAGCACGCAGACAUAAUAAAACUUUGAACCUAAAAGGAUUGAUGGGACUAAAGAGCUAAAACACUAACAUGUAUGCUAAUUAGUUGACCUGUUAUCUAUAUCCAUUAUCUAUGAACUACUAUUACUGAACCCUUCAUUUAAUUGACAGAGCUCUAUACGUAUAUGGUAUACUAUAAUAACUAUUAUUAUUAACAUUUCAAAGUUUUUCGCAACUAAAUGACUUAACAAUGUUUAAUAAAAAUAAUACAUUUUGUCUCAAUCAUAUUAUUAGGAUAAUAUAUUAUAAUAAGUUAUAAGCUGUGUUGGCCACUUUUAGAUUCUGAGCAGAGAGAGGAAUAUAUUGGUUUUACAACGAUGUUUUUUUUUUAUCUGUGAACAACUUUUCUACUAGCAAUUUUGAUUUGAUUUACCAUUGCUGACAAAAAAACGAUUCUGUUCGGUUAUAAAUAUUUUGAAAUAUUACCAUCGCUUUUACGAAAUUCGUCGAAGUUAGAUUCGAAUAUGCAUAUGAAAAAACUAUUACCUAUAUUAUGUUGAAAUAUUAUUUAUUUUUUUAAAGUUAAACUUUUAAUAAAACUCGUAUUAAAUUUGUCAAUCAUUUCUGUUUCGACAAACAAUUUUUAUAAGUUUCCGACUAAAUCUCGGAGCUGACUUAUUAAAUUACAAUAUUAUGGGAGCGCAUACUUGAAAUUAGGUCUUUUCCCCCUUAGUUAAUGAUUACUACUAUAAUAUUAUAACUAUAUAUAUAUUAUACAAAGUUGUCAUACCUAUGUAGCAAGUCAACAUCAGAUCCCCACUUGGAAUAAUUAUUGUUUGUGUGCGGCUAGCCUUUGGAUAUUGCAAGAACGUUUUAUAUGAAUUUCGUGCACUAUAUAAUGCUUACUUGCAUAAACUUGCGUUCACCGAGACGGGAGAAAGGGGCAGUAAUGUUUACACUCGUGAGUAAACAUUGCGUAUAAAAGCAGAACUUUUAAUAAAAUAUUUAUUUUUUCGUCAGAAAUACUUAAUAUAAUAUGUACUACUUUUACUAUAUAUGUGCUUUUCAUCCUUCAUUUCUUUCAAGAAUUUUCGUUUAGUUUUCCGUCAUUUGAAUCGAUAACAAAAUAUUUCUCUGUAUAUAAUAAUAUAGUCCUACACUUUAAACGUAGAGUUUUCAUUUUAAUAUUUUUCCCCGCUAAUCCCACAUCACAAACAUAUCGUUCGUAUUUGUUCUGAUUUUUUUUAAUAUUUAAUAUUCGUAAACCCGAAAUCCUGCUCUGAAUUGCAGUUUUUACCACCUUCACGCCUUGCGAUCAUCGUCGUUGGUAUUGUUUACUUUAAUUUGUGUUUUUUCCAGAAAAACGUUGUUUUAUGGAAUGUACGGAGACAACAAAGAUUUCUGGUUGGACGAUAAAGGAUUAGCGAGGCCAAAGAGAACCGGCGGUUACGGUCCAUGGUCAGGAUUAAGGUUUUCCAUGCGUGCCCAAAAGAUUGCGCCGUACGUCGACACUAAUCCCGGAAUUGUGGUAUAAAAUAUACUUACAUAUUAUCAGUAUUAUUAAACAGUUUGUCGGUAUAUCUAUAAACUUAUAUAAUAUCAAUUUGGGUUUAAAGGUGACUUCACACUGCUCCCUAACCGUGAACCGUGAUUUUCGGAAAACAAAUUUAGCGCUUUGAUUGGCUGAAUCUUGUGAUUUCUAAGUAGUUAACCACAAUAUUUAUAAGUAAAUACUAUGUUAUAUUGUAGAGACGAGAAAAUAGAAUCCAAUCCUACUCAAGUCAAAUGUUUACAAUUAUAUGGUUAUUGAUUAUAUAUAGGUAUUAUAUUAUUUGAAUCUUUAGGAUCUUUUAAAUCCACAUAUUUAAACAAUUUUAGGAGGAUUGGAGGAUAAUCAUUGAUACUAGUUAUAUUAAUUUCUUGGUCGGUUCUCGGCGGUUUCCUAGAUAACCCGGGAGGUCUGCUUUCCCUCCCGGGUUCUUUAGAAGGUAUCGGCCUCUCGUGGCGUUAGGUACUAAUAGUGGUACGGACUUCCCCGCGUCGUAAUCCGGCAUGUACAAAUUCUCGUUAGGUGGGCGAGUACCGAUAUUUUCCCACCGAGGUUAUAUCCGGUGAGAGAUCAGGACUACGGGCCCACCUCUCCACGUGUUCGUUUCGGGGGUCUCCUAGCGUUCCGAUCGUUAGGUCACAGCAUGGGAUGUUCUCGGGUGACCCACUUACCUCUGGCAACGGAGAUUGUGUUAACAAACGCGUGUCGGUAGACAUCCGGCUGCCUUCGGUGCGGACUGAUCAUCUGCUUUGUCGGUGGCCGGGCGUCCGGAUACGUUCAACUUUUGGCAUUUAUGAAAAAUAGUUCGGAUGGUCUUCGAAGCCCCGGCAUCGACCCAUUUUCUGCACCGAACGGAGACCCGGGUGUCGGCUGCGGUUUUGUGCCUUGGUCGGUGCCUAGUGGUUAGCUUCGAACGGGCUUAUGAGUUUUGGUGAGCAGUUUUUCAUUAAGCCAGUGGCCACCUACCAAACGGCGGCCUUAUCGUAGGCAGACGGUAGACGAAUUAAGUAGCGGUUGAACGAGCCUCUCCAUAGCGUGUGGGGCCAUGAUCUUUCCGGGUCUCUUAAAUAGCUACCUUUGGCUAAUAUAAGUUACCCGAUUGUACCGCGCUUAGGCGCGGAUUAAAAAUCGGGUCCACUGAUACUAGUGGUACUCGUCGACUCGACUAGUCUGAUAAAAACUACUCGUAUUGUCUGAUGAAAAAUAAUCAUACUAACAAAUAAAAAUGAAACUAUUUUCAUGAAAUGUUCGAACAUUUUCGGUUGACGACAAAUUCACCGCCAUUAUUUUUCGAACUCGCUUCAUUAUCAUUUUUCGAACAAAUACCAUUCGCCGCAUUCAUUAUAAUACUGUGAUACGAUGUAAUUUUAUUUUAUACACCCUCCCCCUCCUCUUCCUCUCCAAUACGAAUGGACGUGAGUACAAAAUGCAAUACUUGUAAUAUUUCAAUAAUCAUGGUUGUACCUCAAUUUAUUGAUAUUUUCAUCACAUGUGUACCUCGGCCACUUAGAAACACGCUUGAUUAUUUACCACGACAACCCUGACCGUCAUUAGACUGUAAGCCCAUUGUUCUAUGAAUAUAAAAUAAUAUUACAAUAUAAUGUAUAGUAUUAUAGUUAUUAUAAUUCAACCUCAGAAACCUCGCGUCAAGUAUUCGUAGGUGAAGUUUUUUCUGGUGGCGCGCGCGGUCUAGUUAAAAUAUAACAACAGACGGAUAUCAUUUUUUAUCGCUAUCUAUACUUUUAUAUUAUAUUGUAUAGCAUAUACCAGUAGAUAAUAUCACAACUCAACAACGAGUUGUACACAUACGUAGUAUUUAUUUUUGAAAUUAUAUUGUGAAAUACCUAUAAUAAUAGUGGUGGCGUGAAAUUUUCUUUUCUACGUAGCGAUUUCAUUAAAAUUACAAAAUAUCUCAUACCAAUCCAAGCACAGAAAAACCAAAUUAGUCUAGGAGCUGCAUCUAAGGCUACUGAAGGUUCCUGUACUUCAUCUUUCUAUUGACAUAGGUACUAUACGAUUAAGUGCCAAAUCCAUACACCCACCCAACUAUAUAAUUUGGUUAUGAAACAGCUGCUUCAUAGAAUAUCCAUUCACGCCACCACUAUUAUCUAAUGAUUGCCGCAAUCCGUGUCGGUAUAUAACUUUAUACAAUUUCAUUUUUAACUAUAAAUCUGAUUUAUAUUAUUUUCAAUCGCUAUGUCCAAUUAUUUAAUCUUUAUUAAAAUAUUAUUUUUAAAUGUUUACCCCUACUCCUUAUGUACCUUAUGUGUAUUGACUUUUCUACACAGAUACAAUAAUAAAUAUUCUCCUUUCGAAUCUGUUUUUAAAAGUGGGAUGAAUAAAAAUCAAAAUUUAGUAAUAUAUUGUAUUUAUGGUUGUACGGAACAGGGAUAAAAUUUUAAAAAUAUUAUAAAUAAGAUUCUUUCAUAACUGUAAAAACUGAGAUUAAUUUUACUCAAAAUCUUCGUGUAGAUAAUCGGUAGUGUACUUACGUAUUUAAAAUACAGGUCAUGAUUAGAGAUCCGAGUGCUUUGCCAACUGAACUGGGAAUACGUGUGUCUAAAGGUACCAGCGGUUACAUAAGAAUAUGGGGCGAUAAGGUGUUGCCGACAAGACGUCUCGUGCGCGUCAAACCCGAAAAGAGACACUGUUUGUAUCCCGACGAAAAGAAAUACUUGGGCCGAGGCUAUUUGCGAUCGAAUUGUCUGUUCAAUUGUUACGAACGGUUUAUGUACCACGAUUGCGGCUGUGUACCGAGUUUCAAUUAUUUUCUCUACAAAGCGGGUUGGUAAAAAAAAAAAAAAAAAACUAUAAAAACAACGGCAAUAUUCGAACGGAAACAACAAUCACGUCAUAAUGAUAAUAUAAUAUUUUUGUUAACAGAUUUUCCUUAUCCCGAGUGCAAUCUAGAAGGACUCGUAUGCUUAGCCGACCAUUCGAGUAAUUUUCUUUAACAUAAUUAUUGCUAUUUUAGUAUUUUUACACUUUGGUUUUUUUUUUUUUUUUUUAAUAUUAAAGGUCUAUACUUAAAACGUGAAUUAAUAAGUAGGUACGGUGAAAACGGAGUUCGUGUACACGUGAAUAAAACUAAAACACGUGAACAGAAAUCUGUGAAAUUCGUGAAUAUACGUGUACACGGUUUUAUGAAUUUAAAUGCAAAUUUCACAUGAACCCGUGAACAGAUAAUCCUUAUUUACUUUGUUUAGCCUUCCACCGUGACCCCCAUAGAAAUACCCGGGGUACGCUUGCACCGUAUGCAAUUAAAAAACAUUAAAUAAUAUUAUAAUUAUUUUUGUAUCGCGUUUUUCAUACUCUUAAGUUAAAAUAUAUUAUGACUGAAAUCGAUUGCAUACCUAUUUUAUUGAAAUAAAAGUUAUAUAUUAUAUAUGUGGACAUAUCCAAAAGAACCGGAGGAAUAAUUUAUGCCUGUUAUAUUAUAAAUAAUUUAUCGUAAUAUUAGUUGUGUGGCGUCUGCUACAGCAACCUUUCAGAAUUUGAAAUAUUAAUUGACGCGCCGCGAGAACAAUCGAUACCUACCUAUAUUUUUAUACUUCGAACGCCUUGUUUUGGCUUAUGUCACGGUCUUCGCAGUAAUAAUAAUAAUAAUAAUAUUAAAUAAUAUAAAUCGAUCAUUCGGUGAAUGCUGAUGAUAAUAUCGUAUUCGAGGUCGUGAUAAUUUUGGGGGGGCACGAGACUUUAUUUUAAUUUAUUUUUUAUUAAACGCGAAUGUAAAAAUAAUAAUACGUAACUUGAUUAAAGCAAAACAAAACAAAUAAAUUGAAUAACGCUAUACGAUAUUUUGUCGAAAAUCGUAAUUUGCCUUUAACCAAUUGUUACUAUGUCAUGUACUACACAUUAAUAAACUUACGAUUACGCGGUAAUCGAACUUUGGAAUCAUAAUUAUUAUGAGGUUUUUUUUAUCCUUUCCGAAAAACUGUCAUAGUUAUAUCAUUAUAAUAGACUGUGAGGCUCCUAUAGUUUCACACUCUGAAAAAAAAAACUAAACAUUUACUUGUUUUCAUUUACAUACUUAUGGAGUUGGCGAACACUUAUGAUGGUGUUAAUGGUUUUAGCGAAUCUAAUAAACAUCAACGACCGUGACAAAAACUUAUCGUCGGACCUUAGAUGCCAAUGCCCUGACGACUGUCACAGCCAAAAAUACAAAUCAAACAUAAUCGUGGCAAAUGAAACGUGAGUAUACCGCGGUGUAUUAUAAUACCUAUAUUAUUAGCCUAUACAGGCUGUCCCACGAAGAUCUCCGGAAAUAUUCAAAGUGUAUAUAUUCGUGGGACAGUCUAUAUACACCAGCAAUUUGAAAAUUAUUUAUCGUUUUCAGGACGAGCGCCGACCAAAUUGUCGUAGAUGUAUUUUUUCAAACGUCUACGUGUUUUCUGUACGAAACGGAUAUCGUAUUUGACUUUAUGAACGCUUUAGGUGACGUUUUAAAUGACAUACCCGCGUAA